AUGAGAAGCAAAUCCAUCUUAGCUGGUGCCGUUAAUGUUCCAAUUGAACCAACAUCAAAUGUUGACUCACGAACGACAAACAAUAUUGUCAUAAAGAACUAUAGUUCAGAGUGUUUGAAAGAAAAAGAACCAGAACUUAAGUCGGGAGGGCUCAAAGAGCCCAUCUUGGCGCAUGGCGCCGUGAAUUUAAACUCAGCUUCAAACGCUAACGCUACAUCAGAUGUUAAGUUAG
Messenger RNA from Trichomonas vaginalis G3, 232 nucleotides. RefSeq lists its product as uncharacterized. Lineage: Eukaryota; Parabasalia; Trichomonadida; Trichomonadidae. The transcript has a single exon. The annotation marks the transcript as partial. The record is from RefSeq and is a predicted model, not a curated record.